AUGGCUCCAUUCUACAAGACGGCAGCAACACUUUGUCUCGUCGCCCUCUGCGGGCUCCAAUCGGAGGCAGCAGACGGUACAAAAUACAAAUUUACGCCAGAAGAUGUAACUGAAGAAGCAUACUUGGCGGCCAACUUGGUCCGCAAUGGAAAUCUCCCAGUUCAUAUUAGCGAAGUCUCAAAGGACGACACGCUUGUUACUUCCUUGAAGCAAAAUGUAGAAGCCAAAGAAGCAUCUACUGACGGAACCUGCGAGACGUUGAUAGAAGGCGAUAUUAAGGAAGGAUUUCACCACAUUUUCGAGUACGAGGUCGAGACAAAAGCCGCUCAUGACUACCGUCAAUUGCUGCAGGAAGCCCUUGACAAGGGAUUGGCAGUCUUCACGGACAAAAUAUACCCUAAGGACGAACAGGCGUGGGAAAAGAUCUGGGAGAAAAAAGACGGUGCCAAUUUGGCAUACCUUCUAGGGUCUAACAGCACUACAAUUGGAUGCGUCAUUGGUAACUGUACCGAAGUACCGAGUGACGUUGAUGAGCUGAGCGAUCAACCUGAAACUAAAAAGCAAAAGGCCGUGCUUUUCUGUCUACUAAGCCCUGCAACGGCGAGUAAUGCGGCCCCCUUUACUGAGGAGUACUUCAAGGGGCUUAUAGAACGAACAACACUACUAAAGGAUAUGACAAAAGACGACCUGAAGCCUUCUGUAGGAAAUGGCACCGCAGAAGCUGCAGUCCCUACCAUUCUAAUUGCCGGUUUGGUUGCUAUGCUGACGGCCGUCUCUGCCUAA
Molecule: messenger RNA, 783 nt
Organism: Eimeria mitis
Lineage: Eukaryota; Apicomplexa; Conoidasida; Eucoccidiorida; Eimeriidae
Product: SAG family member
Exons: 5
Coding region: 1-783 (260 amino acids)
Source: RefSeq, a predicted model, not a curated record